CUCGUUUGGACUGCUUAAAGAAACGCACAGCUCUUUAUUUGGACUGAGCAAAGUAAAGGUGUCUGCUUCGUUCAGCAACAAGCGGAGAAGGGCAGGCAGCGAGGGAGAGCCGGUUUGAUUGACAGCUGCAGUGUCCCGCCACGGAAUUGUAGAGAUGUUUAUGAGGAGAUGGUUUAUAUAGUCGGAGCUCCGGGGCACUCUGUAUCAGUGCUCACAACAACACAACUCCUGUUGAGACAGAGACCCAGAGCGGAUAUAUUACAUACAGUAUAUACUGUGCCGAUCGACGAAAACUGCACCAAAACUGCACUCCACCGCUGCAACAUUAAACACGCCUUUAAACGCUGCUUUUGUUUAUAAAUAGUUUUAGUGUUAUUAUUAUUAUUUUAAAGUUUUUUUUCCUUUAUGAAAGUUGGUUGCAUUGUUUCAGCGUGCGCGUACCUAUCGGGUUAUCAUGCACUGCCAAGCCGAGUUAAGGCUCUCUUCCCCCGGGCAAUUGAAAGCAGCCAGGCGGCGCUACAAGACCUUCAUGAUUGAUGAGAUUCUCUCGAAAGAGACUUGCGAUUACUUUGAGAAGCUUUCCCUUUACUCUGUGUGCCCUUCGCUCAUCGUGAGACCAACACCUCUCCACUCCUGCACGGGCUCCUCUUCUCUGCGGGGCUUCCCCCUGCUCUCUGUGAUCACACGGCAGCCCCCGGGACUCGCUCCCUCUCCUUCCUCCCGCAUCCUCCCCCCCAGCUCCCUGGCCGAGCCCUCCUCCAGCGAGACCCCUGUCAGCAUCAUCAGCAGCGAGUCGGAGAGCGAGCAGAGCGUCCACCGGCUGAAGAAACCUCGUCGCAGCCGGACCAUCUUCACAGAGCUGCAGCUCCUGGGCCUGGAGAAGAAAUUCCAGAGGCAGAAGUACCUCUCCACCCCGGACAGACUGGACCUGGCCCAGUCUCUGGGGCUCACUCAGCUGCAGGUGAAGACCUGGUACCAGAACCGUCGCAUGAAGUGGAAGAAACUGGUCUUGAAAGGAGGCCAGGAGGCCCCUACGAAGCCCAAGGGCCGUCCCAAGAAGAACUCGAUCCCCACCACGGAGGAGAUUGAAGCCGAGGAGCGUCUGGCCAUGCAGGCGUCCACACGAGAGGAGCCGGCCGCUCAGCCGCCGGCAGAGUCCGAACAGGAGGGGCCAGCCGGUGAGCCGCAGGACCUCAGAAUGCGGGCCCCUAGCACAGGGAGCCCCACAGCGCCCGAGCCGUCCACGCAACAGCAGGCGCCCACACACCAGCCCGAACACCAGUCCGUGAGCUAAAGCACCCCCGCACUCCGGACGGUGUGAAAGACUGGGAAACAUGAGCACUUAGUGCCUUGGAAACGUGCCUCUCCCUACACUGCAGUAUAACAGACAGACGUCCCACGCAAAGUCCUGAUGCUCCUACGUACGCCGUUUGAAGUUUCUAUGGGUUCCGGGGGAACCUCGACAAGCAUGGCAAAAUGACUUAAUAGAACUUCCCAGCAUGCACUGGGCACCACUGUGUACCAUGAGGUCUCUUAUCCAAAACUUGACCAGCCCUGACCCAGCGUCAGCUUCUGACAUCACAAUCAAACACACCAGCCCUGACCCAACCACAGCUUCUGACAUCACAAUCAAACACACCAGCCCUGACCCGACCACAGCUUCUGACAUCACAAUCAAACACACCAGCCCUGACCCGACCACAGCUUCUGACAUCACAAUCAAACACACCAGCCCUGACCCGGCUCCAGCUUCUGACAUCACAAUCAAACACACCAGCCCUGACCCA
This is a messenger RNA of Acipenser ruthenus (sterlet), 1787 nucleotides long. Its product is annotated as homeobox protein BarH-like 2. Gene Ontology annotation, biological process: regulation of transcription by RNA polymerase II. Bases 455 to 1294 code for a protein of 279 amino acids. Gene Ontology annotation, molecular function: DNA-binding transcription factor activity, RNA polymerase II-specific; RNA polymerase II transcription regulatory region sequence-specific DNA binding. Gene Ontology annotation, cellular component: nucleus. The record is from RefSeq and is a predicted model, not a curated record. Lineage: Eukaryota; Metazoa; Chordata; Actinopteri; Acipenseriformes; Acipenseridae. The transcript is spliced from 4 exons.